Messenger RNA from Setaria italica (foxtail millet), 1679 nucleotides. RefSeq lists its product as uncharacterized. The record is from RefSeq and is a predicted model, not a curated record. NCBI's taxonomy places the organism in Eukaryota, Viridiplantae, Streptophyta, Magnoliopsida, Poales, Poaceae. The transcript has a single exon. Bases 729 to 1364 code for a protein of 211 amino acids.
UUCACCCCUAGGGGUGGGAGCAGCGGAGCUGCUGGCCAUCGCGGGUUCGGUUGGUGUAGUUCUGCGCAAGGCAGCGAUGCGCAGUGUAGUCCGGUCACCGGUGAAGUGGCAGUGGCGCUUCCCGCCGCUGCUGCGCAACCUAGAUCGGUAGGUGUGUUGGUGGGGGCGGCUGGCUGCGGCGAACCUCGUGAGCCGAGCCGGGUCCCCCCACCCUGUUUAUAUAGCGCAGCGCGACAGGGGCCCACUACCCAUUGAUAGGGUAAGCGCCCCCGAUCAGGGCGCAGAUCAAGGUCCUGAUUGGCCUUUGGGCCAAUCGGGAAAGAGAUCAAUCUAACAGGACCGGCAAGAGCUGCCGGCUCCGGUGGCUCAACUACCUCAAGCCUGACAUCAAGCGCGGCAAUCUCACGCCGGAGGAGCAGCUCCUAAUCCUUGAGCUCCAUUCCAAGUGGGGAAACAGGUAACUGAUCAAUAAGCAUAGAGUUUAUAUUGUAGUAUGAGCAUGUAAAACAUUGAUUUGGAUCAUUCAGUUUAUAUGAUUUCUUUUUCUUUGAAAAAAAUAACAUGUAUAUGCAUAUGUGUGCAGGUGGUCGAGGAUAGCGCAGCACUUGCCGGGGCGGACGGACAACGAGAUCAAGAACUACUGGCGGACGCGGGUGCAGAAGCAGGCGCGGCAGCUCCGCGUCGACGCCAACAGCGCCGUCUUCCGUGACGCCGUCCGCUGCUACUGGAUGCCGCGCCUGCUCGAGAAGAUGGCCGCCGCCACCGCCACGAGCGCGCACCAGGUGGAUCCGGCGCUGCUGCACCCAGCCGCGCACAUCGCCGGCGGCAUGGCCUCCGCCGACGCCUCCUCGCCGGUCCACGUCGGCGGUCACCAGGACGCGGCUACUAACGCGCCGGGCAGCGGCGGGUACAGCCACCACGGCCCCCAGCGCUACCCCGUCGACCCGAGCCCGAGCACGUCGACGUCCGGCGGCUCCGGCUCGACGUCGGCCGCCGCGCUCCCGCCGGUGCCCUGCUUCUCCGAGCUGAGCUGGGUCGACCAGUACGGCCCCUACGCCGACCUCGACGGCGGCGCGUUCGACGCCGCGGCGCUGGGGGGCCUCGGCCUCGACGGGCUGGACCUGGGCCCGGCCGACUCCGACUUCUACUCGGACUCGACGCUGCUGGACUACCUCAACUCGACCUGCUGCACCGGCGGCGGCGCCAUGAUGACGACGAUGAUGAGCGGCGUCAACGCCGCCCACAGCAGCUGCGGCGGCAUGGGCGGUCAGGACGGAGACUACGGGUCGUCGUGGCGGGCGGACGACAUCUGCCAGGCGGCGGCGAGGAAGCUCGGCGAUCACCAGUGGGGAGGAGGAAUCUAGAAGCAAUCGAGAGGUUAAAGCCUAGCUAGCUAGCUAGCCAGAAGCACGAUGGGUGCAUCAGGUUGCUUCUUGCGACGUCUCUCUCUCCUAAAGCGACGAUCGGGAUGUCACACUAGUUAACUAGUGGAGCUAAGCUAGCAGCUACCUAGAUGCAUUGGUGGCGAUCAUCAAGACGUCCCGGACCGAUCCAUCGAUUGAUUGAUCGAGAUUCUCAGCUGUUAAUUUGAUCGUUUCAUGGUUUGUGUAGAAGCUGUAGUUGAUGGUGCACGUACGCAUAUGUGUGUGUAGUUGUGUACACGUGUUGUCACUUUUCAA